Messenger RNA from Caenorhabditis sp. 36 PRJEB53466, 1572 nucleotides. The record is from the annotation of a GenBank genome assembly. Lineage: Eukaryota; Metazoa; Nematoda; Chromadorea; Rhabditida; Rhabditidae.
AUGAGUCCUUCCGAUUCGAUUGAAAAUCUCCCGGUCGCGGAGCUUGCCGAUCUGAAAAUAGACGAUCCGAGCACUCGAAAAUGCACGGAAUAUCAUAAAACAUUGGGGAAAGAUGCUCUUUUGCGGCUGGACGAAGAGCAUUUCAGCAAACUUUUCGUUGUUGUGAGUACUUUUUCUCGAUUACCACCUAUCUUUUCCUUUUCUCUUUUUUUCAGGGCGGUCCGGGAACUGGAAAAACACGUCUUCUCACCCAGUCGGCCGUCAAAUUUGCAAAGAGCAUGGAGAAGAACGUGCUGUGCGUGAUGCCCAACGAGAAGAUCUACAAGGCACUCCUUCGAGAGUUCGGGAAAAGAAGGAUGGAUUCGGAGUGGCCGCAGUGUUUGAAUGAGCCGGGAAUCAUCGUCACGCUGGAAGAUCUGGAUGCCAAGUUGGCGGAAGAGCCGGUGAGAUGACACGAGAAACACUUGUCAAGUACAAAAUCAUGUUUGCAGGCAAAUGUUCUCGAAGGAUGUCGUCUUCUGAUCGGACACCUGGGUCAUCAGUUUUUCGCGAACAUCCUCGAACUCAAGAACUGGCAAUACGAUGCCGUGGUCAUCGGUAAACACUUUUUCUCCCUCUCUCUUGACAAUUUCUCUUCCAGACGACAUUCUGUUCCUGAGCCACAAUCGCUAUUACUCGACGGUAUGCGCCAGAAGAAAGCGAGACUUUGUCCUUGUCGCCGCCUACGAUUGGCUGCAAGACAGGCAUUUCAAAGUGCACAAGAGUCUGGGAGAGGCGGUCCACGAAAAGACUCCGAAUCGGAAGAGUAAGUUCUGCUGGUGCCGGGGCGUUCCGACCGUUUGGAUGGUCCACAUGAUCCACUCGAAUCGUCCGGACUCUCUUCUCAAGUGGACCAGAGAGUUCGUCUAUUCUGGCGGUCUGAUCGGAAGAACGGAUCGUGCGCAAGGGACCAUCGAGCUAAUCGACAAUCGAUCGCUCUCGAAACCAAAUAAACCAAUUGAAAAACUCACCGCGAUCAACGAAGGAGAAGCGAGGAUUGCUGUCGAGAAGGCCGAGGAGCUGAUGAAAGAGGGGACAUCUGCUCACAACAUCAUCAUGAUCGCCGACUUCGAACAUCAGGUAUCGACAACGUUCCCGAUCAAUACUAGACCGUCGUAUUGCAGAUCGAGCUGAUCCGUCGUCUCGUCGACGAAUCCAAGAUCUGUAAGGAGGUGCGAGUCGGAAGUCCGUUCGAUUUCCGGUGGACUCCGAUGGUACGAAACGUGAUAUACACGAUGACAGUGUCGCGAGAAGGAGGUAAUAGCCAAUCUUCAUCGUUUUAAUCUCCUACAAUAUCAUUGCUGUUGAGGAAAAUGGAACCACUACCUGCCGAAUUUGGUGUCGUGGACGAGCGUGUUCACACGCGCGCACGCAAAACUGAUUUGGAUCGGCAAUAGCGAAAUGCUCGCGGAGCACAAGUGGCUCAGUGUUAGAAACGUUCUCAAGUAACUUUUCCUUUAUACACCCAGUUUCACUUUGUUCGUUUUCAGGUUUGUGAAGGGAGAGGAGAUGAAGGAACGUGUGACGGAUUGA